GUCACACCUUUCCACCUCGUCGGUUGAGCCCGCCCAGAGUUACAGAACCUCGACGGUACGAUGCUUCGACGAUGCCCACUCGCUUAAUCCCGCUACACAGUCACCCGUUUGCGACGCGAUGAGGCUGGUCUUGGGCUUGGGCCGGCUCUCCUUUCGUGCGCAGCAGUCUACUGCCCGCAUCGUAACCGCGCCCCCGUCGUUCAGUGGUUGUCGCUCUCGACUUUCCCUGCGCAUCUUCUGGUCCAAUUCGAGGGGCCGAUCAUGGCACAAAGUGCGAUCCACGUCCAGGGUGCUGAUGGCGGCGGGAAAUAUGGCCCUCGGUGCCGCCGCCUUUGUUGAGCUCUCGGGAGAUGAAAACGGCGACAGCAAAGAUACCGCCGAGAAGCGCAUGCUCCAGGUGUCGAGGGACGAGAUUAAGAAGAAGGUUGACGACGACGAUACUGGCUUCCGACGCCUGCGACACCAGGUUGCCCUCUAUCUGGACCUGUAUAUCUGGGAGCCAAUCUGCACUGGCUUCCGAUUUCUGCAGCUGGUCGCCAUCUUCGUGCCGGUGAUCCUGACGGUCCCAGCGAUUUGGGUGGGUGGCCGUCGGCCCAAUCGCAACAAUGAGCGGACAGGGACCAUCUGGUGGUAUGCGUUCCUCGUCAAGGCCAUGGAACGGGCCGGUCCGGCGUUCAUCAAGCUGGGACAAUGGGCUGCAUCCCGGACCGACAUCUUCCCCAACGAGUUGUGCGAGAUAAUGUCCAAGCUGCAUUCGAAUGCGCCGGCCCACUCUCUCCACGCGACGAAGCGGAUCGUCCGAGCCGCCUUCGACGGCCGCGACUUCGACGAGAUCUUUGACGAGUUCGACGAGACACCACUGGGUGUGGGUGCCAUCGCUCAGGUAUACAAAGCCAAGUUGAAGCCUGACCUCGCGGCGCCGGGAGAUGUCGACGUCCAGACGCCCCGGGACUUCCGGCGCAAUGUGCGAAGGAAUGUGCAGACGGUCCUGAAAAGCACGCCAAAGCGGGUGCCCUCCUCGUACGUCGCAGUCAAGGUCCUCCAUCCAGGCGUCGAGCGGACAGUCCGCCGAGACCUCUGGAUCAUGGGCUUCUUUGCGUCGAUCCUCAACGCGAUACCGACCAUAGAGUGGUUGUCACUGCCGGACGAGGUGCAUCAGUUUGGCGAGAUGAUGAAGCUGCAGCUGGACCUCCGCAUCGAGGCCGCCAACCUAGUUAUCUUCCGCAACAACUUCAAGGAGCGCACCACGGCCUGGUUCCCCUUCCCGUACACCGAGUUCACCACGCGCAAUGUGCUCGUCGAGGAGUUUGCGCAGGGCAUCCCGCUCGCUGACUUCAUGGAGAACGGAGCCGGCGUGUUCCGGCAGGCGAUUGCCUCGGAGGGGCUCGACGCCUUCCUGCGCAUGCUGCUCCUGGACAACUUCAUCCACGCCGACCUCCACCCCGGCAACAUCAUGGUCCGGUUCUACGAGUCCGACCAGCCCGCACUACCCCUUUCUGGGAGCUCCACUUGGCAGCACGGGGGCGGCGACCAUCGGCCGCCCGACGUGACCGAGGAGGUCCUUUCCCGGCUGCGACCGUUCCGGCACAAGGCCAAUAUGGCGGCCUGGGAGGCAGAGCUCGCCAAGAUCGACGCCGAGGGCUUCCGGCCGCAGCUGAUCUUCAUCGACACGGGGCUCGUGACGGAGCUGAACGCGACGAACCGGCGCAACUUCCUCGACCUGUUCCGGGCGGUGGCCGAGUUCGACGGGCACAAGGCAGGCCACCUGAUGUGCGAGCGGUGCAGGCAGCCGGACGCGGUGCUGGACAAGGAGGUGUUCGCGCUCAAGAUGCAGCACCUCGUGCUCGGGGUCAAGAGCCGGACGCUGGCGCUCGGGAACGUCAAGAUCGGCGACGUGCUCAAGGAGGUACUGGGCAUGGUGAGGCAGCACCACGUGCGGCUCGAGGGCGACUUCGUCAACGUCGUCAUCAGCAUCCUGCUGCUGGAGGGCAUCGGCCGGAGCCUGGACCCGAACCUCGACCUGCUGAGCAGCUCCCUGCCCAUCCUCAGACAGCUGGGUGCCCAGAGCGGGAAGGAUAUGGUCAGGAUGGGCGACUUCUCCAUGUUGAAGCUUUGGGUUGGCCUGGAGACGAGGAGGUUCAUGCAGGCGAGCAUUGAGGAUGUUGAGCGUUGUGUGAAAUACGAUCUCCUGUCACCGAAUGUGUAAGCUAAGAUAGUAGGGUAGGUAGUUGACCGGCGUUUUGGGACGAGGGCAUUUUUGAUGGAGGUGCAUACCUAGACAUAACAGAUUACAUAUAAACACGACUCAGCAUAGACCAACCUUGG
Molecule: messenger RNA, 2325 nt
Organism: Phialemonium atrogriseum
Lineage: Eukaryota; Fungi; Ascomycota; Sordariomycetes; Cephalothecales; Cephalothecaceae
Product: putative serine/threonine-protein kinase abkC
Exons: 3
Coding region: 119-2206 (695 amino acids)
Cellular component (GO): mitochondrion
Source: RefSeq, a predicted model, not a curated record